Lodderomyces oxycetoniae is the source of this 2301-nucleotide messenger RNA. It is a transcript of the gene ABZ1, whose product is annotated as 4-amino-4-deoxychorismate synthase. The transcript has a single exon. The record is from RefSeq and is a predicted model, not a curated record. Bases 1 to 2301 code for a protein of 766 amino acids. Gene Ontology annotation, molecular function: aminodeoxychorismate synthase activity. Gene Ontology annotation, biological process: 4-aminobenzoate biosynthetic process. Gene Ontology annotation, cellular component: cytoplasm. NCBI's taxonomy places the organism in Eukaryota, Fungi, Ascomycota, Pichiomycetes, Serinales, Debaryomycetaceae.
AUGAUUUUGCUAAUUGACUCGUAUGACUCGUUCACCAAUAAUCUUGCACACUUGAUUAAGAAUGUAACGAAAAAGAGGGUUGUUAUUAUACAUAAUGAUUCGUUUUCACCAGAUGAGUAUGAAUCAUUUUUCCAACAAGUCAAGCUGCAUUUCGAGUACAUAGUUAUUGGCCCUGGUCCGGGACACCCCGCAUUGGCAAAGGAUGUGGGAAUAAUAAGUUGGGUGAUAAACAGAAUCAAAAAAGCUGGUUUUGAGAAUGCAAUUCCCAUUCUAGGGAUUUGUCUAGGUUUUCAAAGUCUUUGUUACGAAUAUGGCAAUAAGGUUGAGCGACUAAAGGAGAUCAAACACGGUCAAAUUUUCAAGAUCCAUCCUGUUGACAAGAGUGAGUUGUUUUCAGAUACUAUCCCAUUUGAUAGUGUGCGAUACCAUUCGCUCUAUGUUGACUCAAGAAAUUUGACCAAAGAUAUUGUGCCUCUUGCAUAUUGUUACGAAAGCUCACUGGAUCGGGAGUCUAAAAUCUUGAUGGCUAUGAGAAUCAAGGAACUCCCGCUCUAUGGUGUACAGUACCAUCCAGAGUCGAUAUGUUCUGAAAACGGAGAAAAUUUAAUUUUGAACUUUACAAAGAUGGCAAGCAAGUAUAAUGAAGAGUAUAGAAGAAAUACCACCACCAAGAUCACAGACAAAGUCGAGGGAGACUUUACAUGGCUAGAAACCCGCGCCAUACAUGAAAACGGGUUAAUAUCUAAUGGUUAUGCACAAAGCUUUGAUUGUAACUUGGUUUUUGAAAAUAUCAAAAUUUCUCAAGCCAUCACACCAAUCGACAUUUGUGAUUAUUUCUUUCAUAAAGAUAAAGAAACAAACUUUGUUCUUUUAAACUCAGCAUCUUAUCCAGGAGAAUGGUCCAUUAUUGGCUUUCCAAUUAAAGGUGAAAGUUUAGUCAUUGGACACUCCGUAGACGACAUGAACCAUAUCACUAUUUCAAAGUAUAAAACUGGGAAAAUUGAAAAACGCCCAGUUGAUGGGCACGAAGGCAUGUGGAAGUAUGUUGCCAGCGAAAUGCGUCGCAAGUACAUUCCGCGAAAUGUGUUGAAGCUCAAGGUUGAAAAAAGAUACCACACUAGAGAAAUACCAUUUUUUGGUGGGUUUAUGGGACUCAUUUCGUAUGAGGAAGGUCAGCACAUAAAAUAUGAAAAGCUCAAGCUGUUUUGUAAUGGGAACACGCCAGAUUUGAAGUUGAUAUAUAUCGAGAGAUUUCUCAUUUAUGAUCACAUUACCAAGGAUUGGUUUCUCGUAUCAUUAAAUAAAGGAACUCAAGAAUGGGUUCUGGAAAUGCGUCAAGACUUGAACAACGUAACUCCGAUAGACUUGCAAGAAAUUGCUUCAAGUGUCAAAGACUUUGUACGUGAAGAGGAUACUAAUAAGAUUAAAUUUGAGUUACCUUUGCAAGAUAUAUAUCAAAAGCAGUUUGAGAAAUGUCAGGAGUACUUACAUUCAGGUGACUCCUAUGAGUUAUGUUUAACAACCCAGCUGAAGAUCUAUUUGCCGUCAUAUAUAGAGUCUUGGGAUAUUUACAAGGUGCUCACAUUACACAAGAACCCCUCGCCAUUUUCAUGUUUUAUGGAUUUUGAUGAUUGCUGUUUGAUAUCUUCAUCUCCAGAAAGAUUUUUGUCUUGCAAAGAGGAAGGUUUCCAAAAGGUUGUUCAAUUGAGGCCAAUUAAAGGUACAGUGAAGAACACUCCCGAGAUUGAUUUUUCCAAAGCUACAGAAAUCCUCAAGACGCCCAAGGAAAUGGGCGAGAAUUUAAUGAUUGUUGACUUGAUCAGACACGAUUUGUAUCAAUUUACUGAGGAUGUGAAAGUUACCCAAUUAAUGGCAGUGGAGGAAUACAAGACGGUGUUUCAGUUAGUUAGUGUAAUCCAAGGAGUGCUAGCAGAAAACAAGAAGUUCCAUGGGAUUGAUAUUCUCCACAAAUCAUUGCCCCCAGGAUCGAUGACUGGAGCACCAAAGAGAAGAUCGGUGCAAUUAUUGCAAGAUAUAGAGGAUGCGCAAAACAAUGUCACUGCGGGAGGAAGAAGAGGCAUUUAUAGUGGCGUUGUAGGUUAUUGGUCAGUCACAGACGACUCUGAUUGGAGUGUCAUUAUUAGGUCGGUUUUCCAUUACAAAGAUGAUUUAGAGAAUUCUCGCGAUUUAAGCUUGUGGCGUAUUGGUGCUGGUGGUGCAAUAACUGUGCUUAGUGAUUGUUUGGAUGAAUGGGACGAGAUGAACUUGAAACUAACUAGUGCAUUACAAGCCUUUAACUAA